AUGGCACUUAUUGCACCAAGCAACAAAAAGGCUAUCCAGAUUAACCUCCCAAAAAGCUCGGGUGGAUUUCGGCCGCUCAGCAUGAUGGAAGAGGCCUUCAAACUCAUCGAAGGUCCCGUCACGCAGCGAAUGGCCACUUCCAGAAGCCUUUUGGAGCUUGGAGCGGUUUACAGCAAAACUAACCUUGCCUAUGAGAAGAAACACGCCGCCACCACGGAAGUGCUAUACACUGAUUGCAUCUUGUGCGAGAUCGCGGUCCGAACGGGUGCACCGUUCGCCCGAGUCCCAUCUGACUACGAGAAGUACUUCAACUCCAUCUUGUACGAGGAAGUAGACGCCAUACAACUGGCCCGAGGCAUUCCAGACAUGGUGCGCCGCUUGUACACCGACGCCUUCCAAGGGAUCACCGUAGCCAUAGACACUCGCUGGGGACUCACGCGCGACGUGGACUAUCAACGGGGGGUACCGCAGGGAACAAUAUCCUCGCCGGAGCUGUCCAAACCUGCCCAAGAGCCUAUUCUGCGCAUGCGGGAGCUGAGCCCGGCCAGAUUUGUCACGGACCACGGAAUUGGCGUGGCUGUCACUGCAUAUGCGGACGAUGCCGAACAUUAUGCAGGAGGGAUCCGACAACUGCCGCAACUGCUGCAAGAACUGGGUAAGGGUAGCGUGCUUGCUGCUGUAGGUUACGCUUGGCCAAAAUUUUCGGCUUAUGCGUCCGAUUGGAACUCGGUGCUUGGUACAGAAUGGGCAGCAAACCACGGUAUCACGCAGGAUGGCAUUCGUGCCACAGGCUACGACAUUUGGACGGGCGGCACGGUCACCACCGUUCUCCCUCGCUCCCACGCCGACUCUAUGGAAAAGCUUUUAGGCAAGCGAGGUACCAUCAUCAACAAACACGACACUGCGGCACAGGACCUUCUCGACAAACUCAGUCAGCUGCGGCAAAGGAUGGCCUUCCGGAACUGCGACUGGGACGAGAUUGCUGCGGCCUUCCAGCUCAUUGGCCGGGGCUAUAUCUCCUAUGCACCCUUGGUAGGCAUCCCUUCUCCGACAAGCUUACACUUACAAGAUGCUGAUUUGCAGCUCCUCAUCCUUAAGCGCCUUCAGGUCCGAUGUUCGGUGGAAAGAGUCAGCCUCCUGGCACCCCGGGAAAUAGGAGGUGUACAGUUGCCAUCCAUGGUCGAGGCCAUGGUGGCAGCAGUCGGUUCAGAUUUGCUUCUGCUUCUAAAUGGCAAGACGACUUCCUCGGGUCUCGCCAGAGCCGAACUGCGUAUGGCCAUGCAACUGGAUCCCGACGCAGCUUCCGCACAUCAGGGUAUCGUUUGUAGAGCAAUGGUUUUUCUCGCAGGUUAUGGCAUCUAUCUGUCGGUGUCCACUGAACGCCUCCUCUCCCGCCUCUUAGAUCACCUCAAAACACGCCUAGGCUCACCACAUGCCCAGUUUGUUGGUCCAGCAGAUGAGUGGGCCCACCAACAAGGGGCUCAAUAUUGCCGCGUUGGCCGAUUCGCCAACUCACUUCGUCGGGCUCUGGAUUCUCUCCGACAUGCCGUGGACACACGAGACUGGGGAUUCGAACAUGUUUGGCAGCAACAUCUGGAGCACUCUUCUGGACUUUCGCCCUCGGAUUGCGCGGCGGCCAUGCGUGCCGCCACCACUGCCUCCAGCUCGGACUGGAAGGUAGAGUGUGGCCUAUUCCACAGACCAUUUCCAAAUGCGGAAUCAAGCGAGGACUGGGCCACGGAUGCAUGGGAUAACCCUUGGGCUAAUAAGGUGGACUCGCGUAGUGAUUACUUGGACUCACGGGUGGAAGUUCCCUUCCAUGGGCUGGAUUUCGGUAUGUACAGUGAUGGUGGGAUGCUCCACGCAGGCAAUUGUACAUUCAGCAGUCAAGCUCGUUCCUUUGGUGGUGUGGGGGACUACUGGGAAUCCAGUCACGCCUGCACGGAGCGCCUUAUCAGUCGUCUGCCCCUCAGGCUAGGAUACGAAGCUGUUGGAGUACACGAGGCUGAAAUGGCCGCUAUGAUUGCCGCACUCCGCUGGAGACGACCUGAGGGUUGGAAUCUUUUGGUUGUAGACCGCAGCUCACUCUGUUACAUACUUCAACAAGUCAAGCUUCAGCGCCCCUCUGCACUCCUCGGCCUCGCGAGUCAUUUUCUGGUAGGCCGGUUGCAACGCAUUCUGGCGGACCUGCGCUGCUCAUGGCGGGAUCCCACAUUGAAACCGUCCUGGAGACUCCAGCAGGAAGCCCUUCCCGCGAUCUGGAAUUGCAAACAGCAAAACAAGUGGAUGUGCAACACCACUCAUUGUACUGCUGGUCUGGUGGCUGUGGACAUCAAAUCGCAUCAAGAACAAAGCGACAUCCCACACCCUGUUAUCACCCGUGGCAAUGCACAGCAAGAUGAAGGCUGCGGACUCGGACGUAACCAGAUGCGCCCACCCGAUGUGAGGUAUCCUACUGGGGGGUUCUUUGCUUUUCUUGUCAUGGACGGCCGAGCCAUUGGAAAUCCCAUUCGCAAGGUAGUCCGCAAACAACUCCGUAUUCAAGCAUCGGCCCAGUGGGCACAGCGCAGGGUACAAGGCCAUGUUGCAACACAGGCGCAGGACAUCUUCGGCCCUACACUUGACAUGAGACUGUUCACACAGGUACCGGUACCAACACCCUGGAAACAUUGGCUAUUACCUACUGACCCAGACGAUGGCGUGGACCUGUCCAAAUUCCUCUACCGAUGUGUGCGUGUAGUGGGAGGCUCCUGGACCGAAAGCCUCAAAUCAGACACUGACUUAGCCCGGUUGGCAUCGCAUUGGGCAGAAGCCAAUCAGCUUGACUCCAUGCGGACAUGCCCGUUGUGCUGUUCAGGUGCCGGCACCCCUCGCCACACGGUUAUGACCUGUUCUGGGAUGCGCCAUCUGUCCAACCUGUUGCGCAAGGACAUGGAAACUUUAUUGGGACAACUAGUUGAGCGCGAGCAGCUUUUGCAGAGAGCCACGGUUUGGAGGCAGGAAUGCCGACAGCAGGGACGAGCUCACCUCAUCCCGCAUCCCUCAGCUCAGGAUGCUCGUGAAUGGCCUGUACUCGCUUCUUGGAGAUGGUUGGUAACGCUUCCGGGCCGUGAGGCCCUGCUGAGCCAAGAUGUUGGUGGUCAUAGUGCGACAGCGGUGGCGCAUGAACGCGGGUGGGAUAUGGGUCACCGGGCAAUUCUCCCAUCUGUAUUGGGCCGGACCCUAUGCCGCCUCCCACCACCUCGCACGGAACGUGAGCCACCAGAGGAUUUGGAAGAAUACGCUGUGUGGCGACACACGGAACAGACAACACGGGAGGCAGAGCAGCUUCAACAUCGGCACGCCCGCAUCCGACCUGCUGUGGAGUGUGUCUCCCUCCUCCUGCUGGGUUUGCGGCGAAUUCGGGUGGAAUACGCUCGCCGCAUUAACGCCUGGAAACAAAUGCAGCUGAUCAUGGAGCAGGCGCGUAUCCCGGAUGUAGCGCCUCUCGGCCAGGUCCCAGCUGCAGGUGAUGACAGGCCGCCUUCUGUUCUGGACGCAUGGUUCGCCACACCGCGCGGCCUCACCACGGCCCGCGAACUGCGUUGGUUGGAGUCCAACUCCCCCCCGCCGGCCCACUCCGUUCUUGCCCUUACUGCCGAUGCAGCCGUGGUGGAACACAGUGUCGCAACUGCGGCUGCACCGUGCACCUUGUGGGACAGUGCGCUUGGAACCGCGGGGCCAACCGAUGUUACCAUGCGGGUGCACUGGAUGCGAUUUCCCUUUGUCCUGAUUGUUGGGGAGUUUGGCGCACGGCCCUCCAAACGAUGCCGCGGCGCCCGGCCAGAUUGCCUGUGCCACCAGGCAAUCUCCUGA
Molecule: messenger RNA, 3855 nt
Organism: Symbiodinium sp. CCMP2592
Lineage: Eukaryota; Dinophyceae; Suessiales; Symbiodiniaceae
Source: the annotation of a GenBank genome assembly